AUGUUUGGUGCGCCACUCGCCUGCGCCUCUCUUCUCGCGGCCACCCUGGGCAGCGUCGUGCCAUGCCCUGGGCGAACCUCUCCGCUCGCGCGUGGCUGUCUGGGUCGUCCACUGUUUGGUAAGCGCUCCUUGGCCGAUGCAGCUCGCCAGUGCGUCCACCACAGGGCCGAGGCUCGAAAGCCGGCACAAAUCAAAUGUGAUGACGACUGCAGUGCUGUAGGCAACAUCAUUACGAAGGAAACCCAAUGGCGCGUGGUGUCCAUCGAGUAUCGAUUCUCUCGUCCUGAUGCAAUCACCGCGGCACCAGCAUCGACAUUGCAGUGCGCAAACGUGUCGGUCUGCAAGCGCCGAUGCGGGCGUGUCGAUCAUUGGCGAUGCGCUGGUGGUCAACAGACGACGUUCAAGGAAAGGAUCGUCACCGUCGGGAGCAGGAAUGCAGUCCGGUUAUCGUCUGAAUCCAGGGCGCAUCGUGGCAUUACUGAGAGUUUCCCACUGGCGCCGUGCCGAGUGCAGCCUAUCGGUGGAGGGAAUGCCAGUCGACCGCAGCACAGUAGCGUCAACAACAGGGAAGGAAACCCCCGAGCUAAAAUAGCUCCCGAGGUUGCCGCGCCAAGCCCGAACCUCAAUCAUCGAAGAUCUAACGUCAGAUCGCAGAUCCGGAUCGUUCACACUUCAAGAUCACUGUCCACGAGCUUUGCGCCGCCCGUCCUGCACACUCCUUCCGGAUUCCAAAUGACCCGGGUUUUGGCGCAAACCCAUCGCGUCGUAUGGGCACACGAGGGAGAUUGGGGCUAA
Messenger RNA from Dissoconium aciculare CBS 342.82, 795 nucleotides. RefSeq lists its product as uncharacterized. NCBI's taxonomy places the organism in Eukaryota, Fungi, Ascomycota, Dothideomycetes, Mycosphaerellales, Dissoconiaceae. Bases 1 to 795 code for a protein of 264 amino acids. The transcript is spliced from 5 exons. The record is from RefSeq and is a predicted model, not a curated record.